Gordionus sp. m RMFG-2023 is the source of this 529-nucleotide messenger RNA. Its product is annotated as 10 kDa heat shock protein, mitochondrial-like. Gene Ontology annotation, cellular component: mitochondrial matrix. The transcript is spliced from 4 exons. Lineage: Eukaryota; Metazoa; Nematomorpha; Gordioida; Chordodea; Parachordodidae. Bases 113 to 421 code for a protein of 102 amino acids. The record is from RefSeq and is a predicted model, not a curated record. Gene Ontology annotation, molecular function: protein folding chaperone; metal ion binding; protein-folding chaperone binding.
GAAAAUUCGAGAUUAUUUUUCUUUUCGUAAUAUAGACAUAAUCAGACAUUUUUUUAAAAAUUGUUUUUUUUAUACAUCUCCCAUAUUUUAAAUUUCUAAAAAAUUUCUAAAAAUGGCUUCUAUGGCAUUAAAAGUUUUUAGACCUCUAGCAGAUCGUGUAUUGGUUAAAAGAUUUUUACCUGAAACAAAAACUAAAGGGGGUAUCAUGUUGCCUGAAAAGUCACAAGGUAAGGUUUUGAAUGCAACAGUAGUAGCUGUUGGUCCUGGCGCUAAAAAUGAUAAAGGCUCACAUUUACCAAUGAGUGUGAAAAUUGGAGAUAAAGUUUUGCUUCCAGAAUAUGGUGGUAUGACAGUUAAAUUUGAAGAUAAUGAAUAUUUCUUGUUUCGUGACACAGAUAUAUUGGGAAAAUAUGAUGAAUAAAUAUAACAUUAACUUUUUUUUAUAAUCAUGUUUUAAAAUUUUUAUACAAAAUAUAUUGUAUGUAUAAAUAUUUGAUAAUUAUUUUAUAUUAGGCAAAUUGAUAAUACA